Messenger RNA from Leptopilina boulardi, 1170 nucleotides. RefSeq lists its product as uncharacterized. The transcript is spliced from 2 exons. Gene Ontology annotation, molecular function: nucleic acid binding. The record is from RefSeq and is a predicted model, not a curated record. The coding region runs from base 1 to 1170 and encodes 389 amino acids. Lineage: Eukaryota; Metazoa; Arthropoda; Insecta; Hymenoptera; Figitidae.
AUGGAGGAAGAAUAUGAGCAGAGCGGUACUGUUAUUUCUCCAAAUAGAACUAAGUCUCGACCAAAAAUCAUUCAAAAAUUGGAUGAAUUACAGAAGACCCUUAUCAGAAGAAAAGUUCAUGCUUUUUAUGUCAACAAGGAAUUGCCAACGUUAGAUAAAUUAAAAGCAGUUUUGGAUGAUGAAGAAGAAUUUCCGAAGCUUUGUCGUUCUUCCAUACAUUCUGUAUUAAAGGAAUUGAAAUUUACAUACCAAAAGCGAAAAAGGAAUAGUGUAUUAUUGGAAAGGAAUGAUUUAGUUUUAUGGCCAAGGGAAUAUUUAGAAAAAAUUCGUAAAUAUUGCGAAGAAGGAAAAACUAUUUAUUUUUUGGACGAAACCUGGAUAAAUGUAGGCGAUGUUUCAAGCAGAGCUUGGUAUGAUGAAACAAUCGUUUCAGGAAGACAAGCAUUCCUCCGAGGUUUAACAACAGGACCACCAAAUCCGACUGGAAAAGGAAAACGAAUAAUAGUUCUCCACAUCGGGAGUGAUAAGGGUUUUGUGGAAGAAGGGUUAUUAUUUUUCGAGUCGAAAAAAAAUUCCAUGGAUUUCCAUGACGAGAUGAAUGGAGAAAAUUUUAAGGAAUGGUUCGAAAAUAUAAUAACAAAAUUAGAAGACGAUUGUGUGAUUGUGAUGGACAAUGCUCCAUAUCAUUCAGUGAAAGUGGAAAAAGUGCCAAUUUCAACGUGGAAAAAAGUUGAUAUACAAAACUGGUUGAAAGAGAAGGGACUUAAUUAUGAUGAAACAAUGAUUAAAGCUCAGUUGUUAAAUAUAGUAAAAGGUGUAAAAAAACAAUAUAAUUCAUAUGUAAUAGACGAAAUAGCGAAAAAAAACAAUAAGAUUAUAUUAAGAUUGCCUCCAUAUCAUUGCGAAUUAAAUCCAAUUGAAAUGGUGUGGUCAAUGGUAAAAGGUUAUGUUAAGUCUAACAAUUUUACAUUUAAACUAGAAGAUGUAAAAAAGUUAUUAUUAGAGGGGAUAAAUCGCGUCACAUCAGAAAAUUGGCAAAGUUGUGUCAGGCACGUUAUCCGUGAAGAAGAGAAAUUUUGGAAUAUUGAUCAUCGUAUUGACGAGUUAGUAGACAGAAUUCCUGCAAUUGUUAUUAAUGUUUCAGUUGAUUCUAGUUCAGAAAGUGAAUAA